GUGCUGAAUCCUAAGGCGAUCGCGGCGGCCACCAGCUUGGAAAGGCAUUUUGCUGAGAUGGAGCAACAGUCUGGGGAGAUGCUCAAAACGGGGAAAGUAAAACGGGACCUCUCCAACGUCGAUCGUGUAGUUGAGACGCUCAUAGAAAGUGGCAGGAUUGAAGACGCGAUAUCCUACCUGUCGCAG
Ostreobium quekettii is the source of this 186-nucleotide messenger RNA. The record is from the annotation of a GenBank genome assembly. NCBI's taxonomy places the organism in Eukaryota, Viridiplantae, Chlorophyta, Ulvophyceae, Bryopsidales, Ostreobiaceae.